AUGGCAAAUCCGAAUCACCAACCUAACUCGAUCGAGAAUUAUCCAAAGGAUGGUGAAUGGCACCAUUUGUUUAGGAAAAAAUUAACUCGUUCGAUCUCUCGGUUAGGGUUAAUUUGUGUGGGAGAAAAAUCAAAACACCACCUACAAGAGCUUAAAGAUACACCUGCUUCAACUAAUGUUGUGGUUGGUGGUAUGACUGUGUUCAUUUCAAAAACAAAGAACUCUUUUUUGAGGUAA
Molecule: messenger RNA, 237 nt
Organism: Dovyalis caffra
Lineage: Eukaryota; Viridiplantae; Streptophyta; Magnoliopsida; Malpighiales; Salicaceae
Source: the annotation of a GenBank genome assembly